AUGCAUACGAAUAAGCACAAGUCAAAGUCCAAAUCGCACCGCUGGGGUGCCUGGUCGGAAUGGACCUGGGAUAGCAGCCAGCAGGCCAACUUUCGCGUUCGCCAGGAUUCCCAAGUCGAGCUGCCAGACGACUAUGCUGCCUAUGCGGGCGAGGCACCGCCGGAACAGGCCAAAGCCAAGAAGACCAAACUGAAGAGCAAAGACAAGGAAAAACCCAAGUCGCAUCGCCGACACGCCAGCUCAGACGGCAAGUCUUCGGCCGCGUCGCAGGACGACACGGCACAUCCACACAGUCCCGGCUUGCAAUUCGUUGAGUCCGCGCACGGAGACGAGUACCAACAGCAAGCCCCGACCGCCAACGUGAACUAUUCGCAGUAUGGGUCGGGCCGAGUCGCCUAUUCCAGUGCAUGGCCCUCCCGCGCGCGCAGAUACGCCGCCUUCACCGAUGAGAGCGAGGCAGCAGCGUCCUCCAGCCAGACCAGCUCGACGACGGCGGCACAGCAGUAUGCCGGCGAUGACUUUGACGGAGCGGCAGCACCCCCCAGACACGGCCAAGUGCGGAGCGAAUCGGACGGCGGCUCACCCACACCGCAGCAGUCUGAGACAGCCGAGACGGCAGAUGCUGACUACAUGCCCGAAAUGGCAGAGAAUGGCGAAACGGAGCUUGAUCCACGGUAUCAAAUAGAGCACUCGGCACGCUUCCAGCCGGGAGAGAUUUUCAAAGUGCACUGGUCCGAACCGCAGGGCUCGAUGAGCGAAAAGCCCAAGUCGUCGUCAUCCUCGUCCUCAUCGUCGAAGAAACAAGACCUGGAAAAUAAGUUCGGCACGAAAUUCUUUGUCGGAUUUCGGCGCUUCAUCGUCGUCGCCAACGACCAAGGCCACUGCACCUGCGUGCCGAUACUUACGUACGGCGGCAAGGGCUGCAAGAAGCACGGGCUCGUCACCGUCGAGCACAACGUCAAGGUCUUCUUCAUCGGCCACGUGUACCCGGGCGACUGGCAGAUCGUGGGCGACGCGGUCAACUACUGCUGGAACAAGAAGAUUCACCAGAAGCAGCAGCGUCACAAAUAA
Molecule: messenger RNA, 1071 nt
Organism: Cordyceps fumosorosea ARSEF 2679
Lineage: Eukaryota; Fungi; Ascomycota; Sordariomycetes; Hypocreales; Cordycipitaceae
Exons: 10
Coding region: 1-1071 (356 amino acids)
Source: RefSeq, a predicted model, not a curated record